UAUAACGCGCACUGCUUCACGCAAAGAGCUCCUUGAGAAGCAUUAGCAAUAAUCUCAAGACAAACAACAAUUUUGGAAAUGAUGUCCGACAAUUUGGUGAAGACCAGAAAGGCCGGUCGGAGGGCUGACCAACCAAAGCCUCCCCACUCGUAUAUUGCGCUGAUAACAACAGCGAUCCUCAGCUCACCGAGAAAGAAGCUGACACUCACUGAGAUCAACGAGCACUUGGUGGAGAACUACGAGUUUUUCCGCGGAGCUUACCAAGGCUGGAGGAACUCGGUAAGACAUAAUCUGUCGUUUAAUAAGUGCUUUGUAAAAAUCUUGAAGGAUCCGUCGCGGCCUUGGGGCAAGGAUAAUUACUGGACAGUGCUGCUUGAUUCACUAGAAGAAUAUGUCAGCGAAGAUGGCAAUUUCAGAAGAAGAAGAAAGCGUCAACCAAAAGAAAAGGAGAUUGCUUUCAUAGACGGACGUGAAAGCAAAGUGCAAGCGCGAGACGCUAUCAGCAAGACGUUAAGAUCUGACAUUGAUAACAACCAUAUCAAGUCCAACCCAGAAGUAUUUUCUCAAAGCAAGGGAAAUAUCGAUCUUAAUAGGUUCUCCAUAGACAGAUUGCUGAGGAAUGAAAACAGAGUUCGAAACGACGAAAGAUUUGGUCAUCAGAUGCUUGCUGGCGUCAAAUCAAGAUCGCAAGGAAACACAGCACAGGGAUUUUAUAACCCAAGCUUUCUAGACUGUCAACAUGAUGUAUGGGAACGAAGAGUCAGUCUCUUCCCUGACCAGCCGUGCUACCUUGGACAGACCACGCCCUACGGUUCGCCAUCUUGGAUUCACGUGGAUUCGUCUCAUCAAAACAAAAGAUUUUAUCCCUAUCUUCCCAGAAGCCAAGCUGUAACAUAUCCAUAUUGUAUUUAAUACAUAUUUGCUCGAAUUACGAAUUUCGAACUAAGUUUUGAAGCGGCAUCGGACAUAAAGAUGGAAAGCGAACUCUAUUCUCCUUGACUUACCCAAAUUUUCAUUCACUGAAUUCCGUAAUGGAUCAUUGCGUUUUUUUUUUUUUUUUCUUCUUUUUUUUGCAGCGUAGACUGUGGUACGGGAAUUGUCACUCUGUCAAACGGUGGGUUACCGAGUUUCUACCUAACCGUAUUUUAAGCGUUGGAAACUUCAGAGAGCUGGAAACUACUAGUUAUCCAUAACUAAACGUGUUGAUCAAGCCAUUUGAAAAUUGGGGAAAGUUUAAAUGUUGUUCAUAAUCUACAAUAAGUUUUUUUAAAGUUUGGCCUCAAGAGGCUUCAAAUCAAAGUUAGUGCGCAGUUAGUGUUAUUAUUCCAUAGCCAACGACAAAAGCGACCGAAGAAAACUUUGCAACUGUAAGAAAUUGGCUUCUGUAAGUUUUUUUUUUUCGUUUAAAAUAAAGACACAGGAGUUGAGGUGACCGUGAAGAAGAGCUGAGUAGUUGUUUUUGUUUGUCGAGAAGAGAAGUCCGAAAGUUGUCGACUCAGACAUGUAACUCAACAGUAUACGUACAUAUAAUUUUACGGUCUUUUCAGCACUUUUUUUUCUUGUUUGACAACAAAAUCA
Stylophora pistillata is the source of this 1578-nucleotide messenger RNA. RefSeq lists its product as uncharacterized. NCBI's taxonomy places the organism in Eukaryota, Metazoa, Cnidaria, Anthozoa, Scleractinia, Pocilloporidae. The record is from RefSeq and is a predicted model, not a curated record. Gene Ontology annotation, molecular function: RNA polymerase II cis-regulatory region sequence-specific DNA binding; DNA-binding transcription factor activity, RNA polymerase II-specific. Gene Ontology annotation, biological process: regulation of transcription by RNA polymerase II; cell differentiation; anatomical structure morphogenesis.